AUGUCUACCUCCGCCCGUCGCCGCCUGAUGAGGGACUUCAAGCGGAUGCAGACUGACCCUCCCGCUGGCGUGUCCGCUUCCCCCAUUGCCGAUAAUGUCAUGACCUGGAAUGCCGUCAUCAUUGGACCCGCCGACACUCCGUUUGAGGAUGGGACGUUCCGCCUAGUGAUGCAUUUUGAGGAGCAAUACCCGAACAAACCCCCGGGCGUCAAGUUCGUCAGCCAGAUGUUUCAUCCGAAUGUAUAUGGCACCGGAGAGUUGUGCCUGGACAUCCUGCAGAAUCGCUGGAGCCCAACCUACGAUGUUGCCGCCAUCCUAACCAGCAUUCAGAGCUUAUUAAACGAUCCCAACACAUCAUCUCCUGCCAAUGUUGAGGCUUCUAACCUCUACAAGGACAACCGUCGGGAGUACACCAAACGUGUUCGUGAGACUGUCGAGAAGAGCUGGGAGGACUAG
Messenger RNA from Microsporum canis CBS 113480, 456 nucleotides. RefSeq names its product ubiquitin-conjugating enzyme E2 2. Bases 1 to 456 code for a protein of 151 amino acids. Gene Ontology annotation, molecular function: ubiquitin conjugating enzyme activity. Gene Ontology annotation, cellular component: HULC complex. Gene Ontology annotation, biological process: proteasome-mediated ubiquitin-dependent protein catabolic process; DNA repair; protein polyubiquitination. The transcript is spliced from 4 exons. NCBI's taxonomy places the organism in Eukaryota, Fungi, Ascomycota, Eurotiomycetes, Onygenales, Arthrodermataceae. The record is from RefSeq and is a predicted model, not a curated record.